Ilex paraguariensis (yerba mate) is the source of this 380-nucleotide messenger RNA. Lineage: Eukaryota; Viridiplantae; Streptophyta; Magnoliopsida; Aquifoliales; Aquifoliaceae. The record is from the annotation of a GenBank genome assembly.
GUUCCAACUUAAUGGCUCCAGAUGUCGUGGCUGUGAAAGCUAAGAUUGUCGAGAUUAAGAGAAAAGCUAAACGCAAGGUUGGAGCAAUCUCUGGGCUUGAACCUUCAUCAAAGGUGCAGAGGACAAAUGUGCCUCUACCCUAUCUUCCAUAUUUUGUUACUUCUCACGUGAUUUUCUUGCCUCUACCAACUUCACAAGAGGCAGCUUUGACCUCUUCUUCUAAAGGGGUCUCUCCUCCUUUUGUUGAGGGGUCCGCUGGUUGUGUGGGGGGCUCCUCUUCUCCUUCAUCAGCAGAGGCUACUGGAGCUCUAGAGUCCAUUGCUCCUCUCUUGCGAGGGCCUUCAUCUUCUCGGUCCGUCGAGAAUAGUCCUCAUUUGUGA